This is a messenger RNA of Sesamum indicum (sesame), 1537 nucleotides long. RefSeq names its product lysine histidine transporter 2. Lineage: Eukaryota; Viridiplantae; Streptophyta; Magnoliopsida; Lamiales; Pedaliaceae. The record is from RefSeq and is a predicted model, not a curated record.
UCACAUUCUCAGCACUUUAGGUCGAUCCACUUUGCACACGCAGCCGAAACAAGUGAUUAGCAAUGGACGUCGAUCAGAGUAAUAAUGUGGUGGUUGAAUCCAAGAACGAGAAAGAUCUGAAUGACUGGCUUCCCGUCACGUCGUCCAGGAAAGGGAAGUGGUGGUAUUCUGCCUUCCACAACAUUACGGCUAUGGUUGGUGCCGGCGUUCUCGGCCUCCCCUACGCUAUGUCUGAACUCGGAUGGGGUCCAGGAGUUACAGUGAUGGUACUAUCGUGGAUCAUCACGCUCUACACGUUAUGGCAAAUGGUGGAGAUGCAUGAGGCGGUGGCGGGGAAGAGGUUCGACCGGUACCACGAGCUGGGGCAGCACGCGUUCGGGGAGAAGCUGGGGCUGUGGCUGGUGGUGCCGCAGCAGCUGAUGGUGGAAGUAGGCGUCAACAUAGUGUACAUGGUCACCGGCGGCAAAUCCCUCAAGAAAAUCCACGACAUGCUCCGCCCCCACCAACCCAUGAGGCUCUCCUACUUCACCGUCAUCUUUGGCUCUGUCCACUUUUUCCUCUCUCAUCUUCCCAACUUCAACUCCAUCACCGUCAUUUCUCUUGCUGCUGCAGUCAUGUCCAUCAGUUACUCCACCAUAGGAUGGGUGGCCUCUUUGCACAAAGGGAUUUCACCGGAAGUAACGUACUUGCCCAGGGCAUCAACCAGCUCAGGAAGAGUGUUUGAAUUUCUAAGUGCAUUAGGAGAUGUGGCUUUUGCCUUUGCUGGUCACAAUGUUGUCUUGGAAAUUCAGGCAACCAUUCCUUCCACUCCUGAAAACCCCUCCAAGAAGCCCAUGUGGAAAGGUGUCGUCAUCGCUUAUAUCGUCGUCGCCCUCUGCUACUUCCCUGUCGCCUUCGUCGGCUAUGCUAUUUUUGGAAACACGGUCGACGACAAUAUUCUUAUGUCGCUCCAGAAACCGGCCUGGCUUAUCAUUGCGGCCAACAUGUUCGUAGUCGUCCAUGUCAUUGGCAGCUAUCAGGUGUUCGCAAUGCCAGUGUUUGACAUGGUGGAAUCGUACUUAGUAAAGCAGAUGAAAUUCAAGCCUUCUCGAUUACUUCGUAUAGUUACACGUACCUCUUAUGUUGCUCUGACGAUGCUGCUGGGAGUUUCAUUCCCUUUCUUCGGCGGACUUCUCAGCUUCUUUGGAGGUUUUGCCUUUGCUCCCACUUCAUACUAUCUCCCUUGUAUAAUGUGGCUCGCGAUCCACAAACCUAGAAGAUUUAGCUUGUCCUGGUUUGCCAAUUGGACAUGCAUUGUGCUGGGUGUCCUGCUGAUGGUUUUGGCGCCUAUUGGUGCACUGAGGCAGAUCAUAUUGCAAGCUAGAGGCUACAAAUUCUUCUCUUGAUUUAAUAGGAGACUGAUCACCACCACUAAUACUUUGGUAUAUAUAUAGGUUUUUUCUUUUUUUUUUCUUUAUAUUAAUUAAUAAAUAAUUACUAUCCGUGUCGUGGGUAAUUAAGUCUAGACUUCUUACUUGUACAGACUUGUCACGAAGUA